ACUAAUACUCCUUUUUCCCACCAUGGUUGACAUUUACAAAGCCCUCGGGCUCUUUUCCCAGGCCAAAAUCCUUUUUGUAGACUCACCAGACGUGGCCCCCGGCUUGAAGCAAAAGGUGGCGGCGAUCCUCGAGGCAAAUGGGGUGGCGUCGCUUGACUUUAAGCGUCUGGACGACGCGUCUCUCUACGCUGAUCUCAACGACCUUACCCAUAUCAUUGCCACCACCGUUGAUUUUCCUGAGUUUGCGGUGGCAAACUACCAGAUGUUGCCGAUCAUCACACCCCAGUACGUGUUGGUGUCGUAUGCGGAGGAACGCUUGGUGCCGAUCCGCGCUCACUCACCGGACCCGCGGCUCUUCCUCAAGGAGGUUUUCCUCAGCUGCACAACCUCGAUCCCGCGUGAUGACGUGCUUGCGAUCUACGGCGCGGUGCGCGCGGUGGGUGGGCAGUUCAUGGACGACUUGACAAAGUUCACGACGCAUUUGGUCACCAUGGACUUGAACGAUGACAAAUCGCUCGUGGCGCAGGCCUAUAACCUAGAACAGGUGCAAAACGGACUUCCGCCGCCAAUACAGAUCGUGUUGCCGCACUGGAUCGACGACUGUCUCAAAUCGAUGAAGCGGAUUGACGAACAGCCCUAUGUGCUUCCUGCGGCCUCUACGGCACUGUUGCCGAAGGUGGAGGCCCCUGGACCCUCUGAAACCCCUACAAUUCCGUCGCUAUAUGGAAAACAUGUUUACCUUUCUCCCUCGCUCAAUCUCUCGCCGCGCGAACUCGAUACGAUCAUCCUGAUGAUCAGAUCUGUGGGUGGAGAAACCCUAUCACUGGGCCCCAUUCCGUUGGACCUAACGGACGUGCUCAUUACCAACCAGCGGAGUAGCGAGGAUUUUAGGCUAGCGGUUCAGCACAACAAGACCCAUCCGGCGAUUCUAAUCGCCAAUUUUCAGUGGUUGCAGCGCACGAUUGGCACCCAAAACGCAGAUCUUCCAACAACCUCACUAGUAUACUACCCCGAGCCGUACUUUCGCGGCGCCCAGCCGUUCCAGGGGUUGGUCAUUACCGUGACGAACUACACCGGCGAUACGCGGCCGUACCUUGCAAGCUUAAUCACGAUGCUCGGAGGAAAGUUCACCAAGACGUUGAAGCAGACAAAUACGCAUUUGGUGGCGUACCACGGGAUCCAGAGCAAAAAGUUCGAGGCGGCCGCGAAGUGGGGUGUCAAGAUUGUCAACCACUUGUGGAUCGAGGACUGUUUCCGGCAGUUGCGGCGGUUAGAUGAGGCAGGGGAGAGGUACCAUACGGAGUAUAAGAUUGCUUCGGGCGAGGAGAUUGGUAGUGCUCGGGUGGAUUUAGAGCUUGUGGAGAGCUUCGCGAUGGCAGACUCGGGCACGUUCGAGGAGGUGGUCAAGGAGCCUGCCACUCCGGCGAAGGAAAUCGUCAUUGUGUCACCCCCUUCGACCUCCCGCAGGGCCAAGCUCAAGGCGGUAGAGCAGUUGCACUCUGACAUGGACGACUUGAACUUCUAUCAGAAGCAGACCAAGUCGCGGAAGAUGCCGUUGUUGCGUGAGGAGGUGGAGGAAAAGUUACAGCAGCAGCAAAUGAAGGCUGAGGCGAAGCGCACGCGGAGCGAUGAAACUGUUUCUGUCAAAAAGCUCAAGACUAAUGAACAUGCUGUGGAGAAUCCAGAAUCCGGUAAGAUUGAAUCAGAUAAGAUUGAAUCAGAUAAGAUUAAAUCAGAUAAGAUUGAAUCGGGCAAGAAAGGGAAAAAGACAACUGUUCUGGAAACCACCCUUGAACCCAAGGCUAAGGGCAAAACUGUGGACGAAUCUGUCAAAUCCAAGGCCCGGAAACAGAAAUCCGCAACUCCCGAGCCAUCCACCCCCUUUGACAUCACAUUGAUUGCCACGGGCAUGGACUUUGAGAUCACGCGCCAACAACAGCAACAGCUCGCGCGUAUAGGUGUCAAGGUGGUUAAAACCGUGGCCCACGCGGAUGUCAUUGUGUCCCCAAAGAUUCUGCGCACGGAAAAGUUUCUCCGCGGGUUGGCGAACGGCUUGAAGUACGUGCUCCACCCGUCCUUCAUCGAGGAUGUAAUCGAGUACUACGUGGAUAACGACGAACCGAAGGUACCCUUCCCAAUCGAGAAGUACUCCUUGGACGUGAAAACUCCCGAAGCGGUGGCUGAAUUUUUGGGCGACAUCUCGCUCAGCGAGUUGUUGCAGCGGGCACGCAAGUGCCAAGAAAGUGGCGGACUCUUCCACGACGUGGUUCUCAACUUUUCCAAGAACUUGCCCGGCGGUGCCAACGUCAUUUCUGGAGUCAUGGGCGACCAUGGAUGUUCCACCGCGAACUGCAUCAAGGUGGCUACCUUGAAGGAUUUGAAGCACUUGAAACGCGCCGAGACGACCGACCUGGUUGCCUACGUGCUCUGUGCCGCCACCAAGAAGGAAGACACCAAGUUGGUCGAGAGCUUUGGCCGAUUGAUGGAGAGUGAGGGCACUCUGGGUGUGGUGGUCCAAUGGAAUUGGGUCGUGCUGUCGAUUUUCCACAUGGAGCUUCUUCCGUUUUCGGAGUACACGAUAUAAGGUUAGAGCUGCGUUUGCGAUAUAGUUUUGUCCGCCAAGGCACCUUGGAGGUUUACGGUGUUUAUCUGGUUUUCCUUAAUCCCCUUUGACGUAAGGGACAUCUUCCAUUGUUGCUUGUGUUAAUGUAUGCGAAUAUUUGUAAAGGGUAGGAUUCCGCCUAGAUGGGAAAGUACUAGCCGUUACUCUUGAUUGAGAGGAAGGGUGAAGUAGGAGAUAUUCUUGGAAGGAUUUCUAGGUAAUUUUAAAGGGAAAAUAAUUAUUAGGCUCUGCCAACGCCCUUACCAAGUCGUCUUUUACGCGAUGAAAGUCAAUGGAAUUGGAUAAGACAUCGCUAUAGUCCGAUUGAACGGUCGUAGAAUGGGCUGAGCAAUGUCCCGAUUACCAUUAUAAGCAAUACUGCGAUGUUUUAAUUUUAAAAAUCCACCUGAAACUUCUU
Molecule: messenger RNA, 3020 nt
Organism: Babjeviella inositovora NRRL Y-12698
Lineage: Eukaryota; Fungi; Ascomycota; Pichiomycetes; Serinales
Gene: ESC4
Product: Esc4p
Exons: 1
Coding region: 23-2584 (853 amino acids)
Biological process (GO): DNA double-strand break attachment to nuclear envelope; double-strand break repair
Cellular component (GO): Cul8-RING ubiquitin ligase complex; nucleus
Source: RefSeq, a predicted model, not a curated record